Molecule: messenger RNA, 4747 nt
Organism: Hemicordylus capensis (graceful crag lizard)
Lineage: Eukaryota; Metazoa; Chordata; Lepidosauria; Squamata; Cordylidae
Gene: SMYD5
Product: SMYD family member 5
Exons: 13
Coding region: 1317-2525 (402 amino acids)
Molecular function (GO): protein binding; histone H4K20 methyltransferase activity
Source: RefSeq, a predicted model, not a curated record
UUCUGAACCAAAAAGGGGCGGGGCAGUGGGGGACAAGCCACUCCUCCCCCCCCGUGGGCCCUUGGAGUAGUCAACCCGAGCCCAUCCAGGGUGCUUUAAGGCUUCUGCAGUGGGGCUGGCAUGUUGCUGCUGUGCUGAGUAGGACGGAGAGAGCCUCUGCAAACGAGGGGGAAGCCCUCCGCGGAGUAUCCUCCGAUGGCUCCGCUUCUGGGGUGGCCUGGCUGGAGCUCUCUUCAGUGUUCACAAGUGCAGCAGGCCUGGCCUUCUGGAGUGAAGGGGAGGAGGAGGAGGAGGAGAGGGCCCGGGGAGAUGGGUGUGUGUGUGUUGUGUGUGUGUUUGGGGGGCUUUUGGAGUGGCGUGUGCAUUGGUGCUAUUCACGGGAGUCUCCUCUUCCUCCACUUUCCUCAAACACAGAUGCACACAGAGGCCCUGAUCCAGCUACAGCUACUCAUAGGGAGGACUGCAGUGGUUCUGCGCACCCUUGCUUGACAGGGGCAUGGUUAGGCAUUGAGAAGAUGUGGGAUUUGGUCCCACCGCUCCCACUUCUGAUAAUUAAACUCAAUUGUAUCCCCCCCCCCGAAUAAUUAUGCAUGUUUUUAAAAGUCUCUAUUAUUAUAAUGCAACCCUUCUGAAGGCGGAAGCAGCCAAGGGCCAGGGGAGGUCGGGAGUGCUUUGCCCUCUGCUUGGCGCUGGUCCCUCCAUGGCUGCCCUUCCUUUCAGGGAGAGGUCCUGGAGGAGGAAGGGAGGUGGGGGGCUGAUGAGAUUCAGGGUUCUGAGCAAUUUGAGGUGCCCCAUGGGCCACCCCCGAAUGACUCCCCCUUGCUUGACAGUAAGUCCGUCUAACUCAGUAGGGCUUUGUUCCACAGAAGCUCUGGCUAUUCUGAAAGUCAGGCGCUGGUCAGCAGUGACCAUCUGGGCUGCUGGAUUUCUGUGGGUCUUGUCCCUCAGUCCUUACUGUUAGGCGUCCCUAGCAGGAGCUGGAUGGGGACCCAACAGAACACGAAUAGCCUGCUGGAUCACACCGCUCACCUAGGCUAGCCUCCUUUCUGGGCAUGUUAGCUAGCAUGUUGUCUCCAGGAAACCCACAAGGCGAUAACCCGCUGCUGUUUGUUCCCCAGCAACUGGUAUUCUGUGGUAGACUGCCUCAGAGCAUGGAGGUUCUAUAGAGCCAUCAUGGCUAAUAGCCAUUAAGAGGCCUCUCUCCUCCCUCUUCCAUGAGCUUGUCCAAAUCCUCUUCAAAGCCAUCUAAGCUAGUGUCGCCCCCACCAUACACUUUGGGGUGGUGAAUUCCAUAAAUUAAUCAUGCGUUGCCAGUUAUGCAACUUCAUUAUGUGAGAGCUUAUACAAAACACCAAACUGAUCCCAGGGGAAAAGGACUCUUUGCAACCAGAAAUAUCCAGAAAGGAGAAAUCAUUUUUGUCGAGAAGCCUGUGGUAUCUGCCCAGUUCCUCUGGAAUGCCCUCUAUAAAUAUAAAGCAUGCGACCACUGCUUGCGAGCGCUGGAGACGGCGGAAGAAAACGCGCAGAGGCUGCUGGGAAAGUUCCAGGUCCUGCCUCAUCCGGAGCAGUGCAGCAUCCGUAAGGACCUGCAUCAGCCCUGCCACAGUUGCCAGGUAACUUAUUGUAGUUCAGAAUGCCGGCAAGCUGCCUGGGAACAGUAUCAUCAGGUGUUGUGCCUGGGACCUUCCAGACAGGACCCCAAUCACCCUCUCAACAAACUGGAGGAGGCAUGGAGGAAUAUCCAUUAUCCUCCAGAGACUUCGAGCAUCAUGCUGAUGGCAAGAAUGGUUGCAACCGUCAAGCAGGCUAAAGAGAAAGACAGCUGGGUCAAGCUCUUCUCUCAGUUCUGCAGCAAAACUGCCAACGAGGAGGAGGAAAUUGUGCACAAGCUCCUGGGAGAUAAAUUUAAGGGCCAGCUGGAAGUCCUGCGUGGACUCUUCACGGAAGCACUUUACGACGAACAUCUUGGCAGAUGGUUUUCUCCUGAAGGCUUCCGGUCACUCUUUGCCUUGGUGGGUACCAAUGGCCAAGGCAUAGGGACAAGCUCCUUGAGCCCAUGGGUCCAUGCCUGCGAUGCCUUAGAACUCCCUCCGCAGGAACGCGAGAAGCUGGACGCCUUCAUAGACCAGCUCUACAAGGACAUUGAGAAAGAGACAGGGGAGUUCCUGAAUUGCGAAGGAUCAGGCCUCUACAUGCUUCAGAGUUGUUGUAAUCACAGCUGCAUUCCCAAUGCUGAGACCUCGUUCCCAGACAACAAUUUUCUCCUACACCUGACAGCCCUGGAAGAUAUCAGGCCAGGAGAGGAGAUCUGCAUCAGCUACCUGGACUGCUGCCAACGAGAGAGGAGUCGGCACAGCCGCCACAAGAUACUGCGGGAGAACUAUCUGUUUGUCUGCUCCUGUCCCAAGUGCCUGGCUCAAGCCGACGACCCGGAUGUGACGUCUGAAGAGGAGGAGGAGGAGGAGGAGGAAGCCGAAGGGGAGCCGGACGACGCGGAGCUGGAGGAUGAGAUGACCGACGUGUGAUCUUGGGGAUCUGGGGAGGGGGUUCUCCUGCGGGCCGCGGCGGCUUCCUUUUGCAGCAGGCUGCUGGGAGGCAAGCCACUGCUGCGGGCCGAGGAAGAAGGGGCUGAGAUUUCGCCAAGGGGGCGGGGGGGCGCUGGGACCACUGCUUGCCCCUGGCCUUCUCGGAGGUGUGUCCCUGGCUCUGGAGUCUCUUCCCUCUCCAUCUUGGCAGGCUUGGCCCGAGCCGUGUCGGAAGAAAUCCGGUCCUCGCCAUCUGCCACGCAGACUAAGCUCCCCGUCACGGCGGCAGCAGGGGGAAGACCUGGCCGGGGCUCUCUCUGCAGACGGGCUCGGUGAAGAAUCUACAGUGCAGAUGGCGGCUUUUCGGGGGGGGGGGGGCGAACCCAGACCGGUCGCUUGAGUUUUGACAGCCCCUCCGUCCGAUCCAGCUGCAUGGGUAGAGGUGGUUGGAGGUAUGCGUAAUGCCCCCGAGGCGGCAUCUGUAUCGGGAGAGCAUGUUCAAGCAUGCACGAAGCCCGUUGGGCUUUCCGCUUCAUAAACACCACUUGCCACUAGGAACCCCCACAAGAAGGACCCAUAGGCAGCAGCCUUGCCUCUUGUUUGCUGCUCAGCAGCUGAUGUUUACAGGUAGACUGCCCGUGAACCUGAAGGUUCCAUCUAGCCACUGUGACUAAUAGCUAAUCUAUCCUCUUCGGUGAACUUGAGCAAUCGCCUUAUAGAGCUAGAGGCAAUUGUGACCUCUUGUGGCAGUGAGUUCCGCAAGUCAGUGUUGGUGUUACGUGAAGAACUUCCUUUUGGGCUUCACCAGAGGCUGAGGGGCCACUUCGUGCCGUCUUUUCUCAGCAGCGAAUGCAUGGAAUUAAUCUGCUGCUGCUGCUGCUGCUGUCUGACUCACAGUGGCUGUCUUCUGGCUGCCCCAAGUCCAGCUUGCUGGGUGAAGUCAACAGAGAUCGGCUCGAGUGCAGAAGACGUGAUGUGCUUCUGGUCCAGCAUAGCCCUUGCUUUUCCCCAGCUGCAAGAGGAAGCAAGCACCUGCCCCCACUGCUGGGAGAGGGGAGCUUCUUUCUCACCGCUCAGCUGUUGAGCCAGGUGGCAGCCGGGGUCUGGAUCCGUGCAUUUGGGCUGUGUGUGUGAGGAAUCCCUGGUAGCCGCUGUUGGGUUUGCAGGCCUUUUACCCACACUCAGUAGCAACACCCUCCCCCGCCUGUGGCCACGCCACUUUCUCUAAAUAAACAGGUUUGAAGUAAUAGAUAAUGAAAAGUAACUCUGAACAUGUGCAGAAUGCCAGUCAGCAUCCCCAUGCAGUUGCAGCUGCUGCGCUCACACUUCGAAUGGAGACUAUCCAGGAGAACUGGGUUGGAGUGAAGGCUCAACCAGUCCAUGCCGACGGGCCAGGGACGCUGCCGAGAAAGAAGCCUGUAUACACUGGGGGGUCCUCAAGCACGCCCCCCACCAAGGUGCUAUAGGUCCUAUCUUCUAUAGGUCCUAUCUUCCCUUUUGGCCAUUGUGGCUGGGGAUGAUGGGAAUUGUAGUCCACCCUCCUCUGCAGACCCAGUUUUGACAGCCCUGCCUGGCGUGAUGGCAAUAGUUCUGCCUGCCCUGUGGCCCCGUCCCCAGCAUAUGAUAUUCAGGAGCCUACUUCCCCUGAACAUGGAGGCUCUAUUUGGCUGAUCUCUCCGUGAAUUUUCCUCCAUCCCCUUCUAGAGCUAUCUCACCCAGCAACCAUCGCCACAUCUUGUGACAUGAAGUUCCACAAGCUGUCCUUUGUGUAAAGAAGCGUUUUUGUCUUUAAAAAGCAGGGAGCCUCAUGGAGCGGAGCCCUGCCAAAACACAAGCCUGACCACACGGAUUUUAAAAUUUAAGCAUGGCCUCCACCUCCCUUGACAGUAGUCUGAAAUCUCCUUUUGGGAAAUGUUUAAAGCUUAUUGUGAUAUUCUUAUCCAAACACCAAGCCUUAUGCAAGCAGUCGAGGCCUGACUGGCCACUGACCUUCGACACUGCCUUUGCAGUGUGGGCUUGGCUGAGUUCCUUUGCCCCCCUGUGGCUCUGUCUUUGGGACAGUGAACAAGAAGGCAGCAUCGUUAGCUAUGUGCAUGGGACUGCUAAGCAGAGUGUUACAAAGAUAAUAUAUGCAAAGACCGUUGCAUUUGGGAAGGGCCGGUGUGUCACACUGAGACUGGACAGGAAAUGUGACACAGGCAAUAAUACUCUUUUCUCCUCUU